GGUUUCUAUGGAAACCUCAGACUGCAACAGAACACGGAGCUCGAGGUGUCCGACUCAGAUACAAGUUUUAGACCCCAUAAUUUUAUCAUUUAACUAUUUACUGCGUGUUAAGGACACUAAAAGAGCACUGAACCCUACCAGGAUUGUUCUUCUAAUAAUUCGGUGAGUAUUUGUGAACUAUUUUGCAUUUGAAGCCUUAGCUUAGACCACCGAGUGUUACCUGUGAGGGGCAAAGGCGGCUUUCUUGACUAAAUGAAACUUUAUAUAGUUCCGCCAUUUGCCUGCUGGACUGCUUUGUAGUGCCAUGUGGCUUCAGACAGGUAGACUGCAAAGGUAGACAGGUAGACUUUAUAAGCAUUACUGCCUGUAAAGUUUGCACUCUUCACUCAUUGGCUGUAUUGAUAGUUUGUUAAAUGCUCUCGAUCGAUGCACGCGCACUUUUGCCAAGUCUACCAAUGAGCAACUAUUGACGAGUGAGUGACCUGCACCAGUAAGAUUUGUUCAUUAAACCUAAAAAUCUGUAAGGCUCAGCAGAGGGGAACAUAUACGGCUAACAUGUAACUGAAUUAUAUACGGUAUAAGCCUGCUGUUCCUGCUGCAUUAUAAGCUGUUAACCUUUGUGAGUGAGUUACUUCUCUGUUUUACACGUUUGGUUUAAAGUUCAUGAAAGACCCAGUUACACAUUACCCUGAAAUUUGGGCAUUUAUCACAAAUUUUACUCACCACCCACAUUGACAAACGUAAAUGUUUAUCUAAAGUUAACAUUACUUUUUGGCAACGUUUCUAUUUCUUGAGAAGUUUUUUGAGAACUAGAAUGAUCAAAACAGGAUUCACUCUAUGUAUAUAAAUAAUUGGGCGGUACAAAAACAUACUCUCAAACAGAAUACAACAAAGUACUUCAGUGUUUAAAUACUAGUAUUCCAAGAUUGAUAGGCUGUACCUGUCUGGUAAUGUACAUAAAGGUGUAGGUUGCAGUUCUUAAAGUACUGAAUAGAGACUUAAACUCUCCGCUACACCAGUGGUUUUCAACUGGUGGGUCCUGACCCAAAAGUGGGUCACGGACACCCAGUCAAUAAGUAAAUAUUUAAUGUGAUAUUUAUUAGAUAUUUGAUAUUUUUUGUACAUGCAACUUCAGUAGUUGUCGUCCUCAUGUUGUCCCUUCAUGUGCUUUGAAAUGCACUUUAUUCAAUAAAACAAGUGGAUUUAUGUUAAAGAUUAGAGUCUUUAAAUUUUUUUUUUUUAAUAUAAAAAUUUACUUGCUUGGUUUGAAUUCUAUAAAAGUGGGUCACGACUUAAGGACCAUGGGAAAAUGUGGGUCCCAGACUGAGACCAGUUGCGAACCACUGCUCAACACUGAGUUGGUUUUGGGCUAUGUAACUAUACUGAGCCACAUAAUUUUAUCUCAGCUCUCAGUGCCGAGUUUUUUAAUAUUGAUUUCUGUUAUAUCUUUCAGCCCUGGCACAGCUUCUGACCCUGAAAGUUUCUGAAGGAGAAAUGGAGAAUAGCUCUCACACACUGCCUCCACCAUCACUUUGUUCUAACACUUUUGAAGUGUCUCUGCCUUUCUCCUCUUCACCUCAGCGGACAUAUUGCCGUGUCUCACUCCCACCUUCACCCAUUUCAUUUCCUUCAUCCCCGUCCUCGCUUUCUCCAGCAACAGCAGAGUCUAGUCACUCUUCCUCCCCUCUUUCACACUGUAUAGCUCCUCAAUGUCUUGAAGGACAAAACAUACAGUGUCUCACCCCAGCAAACAUUUCUGACCAAGAUGAUCUUACCUGCCUCAACUGGCUGCACCAGAGGGGCAAUCUACUGCCACUGCAGCCCCUUCCCAGAACACCAACACUACCUCAGCUGGAGCCAUCACAACCCAACCAACCACUGGUCUCGUCCAAGCCCCCAUACUCUUUCAGCAGUCUGAUUUUCAUGGCAAUCGAGGACUCACCUCAGAAGAGGCUGCCUGUGAAAGACAUCUAUGAUUGGAUUGUCAGCAAUUUCCCAUUCUACAGGACGGCCUCCGGAGGCUGGAGAAACUCUGUAAGGCACAACCUAUCCCUGAGUAAGAGCUUCCGCCGUAUUCAGAGGGACAAGAGCCAGGUGAGGAUAUGACUACCAUAUGGCGUGACCAAAGAGGUUGUUUUUGUAUUACCGGGCAGGGGUUUAUGCAUUCAUAUCUGAGUGUAUUCAUUCCUCUGAAAGACCUUGAGCAAUAACUGAUACCAGAUGUGCUGCUCACAAGUCAGCAGUUAAACUGCUCUACAGGGAAAUUUUUCACUGUACUUCACAUGUAUUACAAAAGUAGCAGGGUUUCAUGUGUCACAGUUGCUUAAGGUUUUGGUGUGUUUGUGUUCCAGUCGGUGGGAAAAGGAUCUCUGUGGUGUGUGUGUCCUGAGUACCGAACAGCACUCCUUGAAGUACUGAGGAAGACCCAUCGCUAUCACAGCACUAACAGCAAUCUUUUAAACAAGUCUGCACUGUGAGUAUAUCCAUUUUCUAAAACUUGAAAAUGUUGAAAAGUGUUUUGUCCAACUUUACUUAAACAGCAACAGAAAAAAAUGCGAAUCAGUGAUUUCAACAAAAGUGUUUUUUCAUAGAUUUAAACCAAAUGACUGAAUUUUGGACUCAAAGUACAAAACACGCAACUUAUGUGUGUUUGACAUUAAUUAAUUAUGGUAAAAAAAAACAUGCAGAAUAAGUGGAACAACCAUUAUUAGUUGCUGCCAAACAUGACAUAACUUCAGUUUGCCUUGUUUCUUCCGGUAAUUCAGGAAUUUCUUCUCAUUCUUGCCAAAGGGCUUAAAUAUAUCAUUUGCAAGAAAUUUGUAUUUGAAAGUGUUCCCGUGCUGAGUAGUGCUUAAAACAACCCUUCUGAUGUUGUCUAACUUUCUUGUCAUGUUGUGUGCAGGUUAGAAGCGGAUGAAUUUGGUUUGCCUGCUGUGUGUGACUCUCUUGAAAUCUCAGGUUAGUACUGAUGGUGAGACUCCCAGCAUACUUCAGCCACUUAUUUAACACAUCAACAAACAUAUCUGACCCUUUAGACAUUUCCUGUAGACAACAGCAUUAAAUCAAUGGUGAAACAGCUUUCUGUGACAUUUUAUUACACGCAGCUCUUCUCCCUUAGUAGCUUUCUCAGCAUGUUCCUGUGUUUGUGUUCUGUUGUCAGGGCAACAACCUUCUAUUACCGUGGCAACACAGCAAUAGCCUAGCUUAGUCCUUUUUAUGCCCACUUGGUUUGUUUGAGGGCCUAUGUGCUUUGUGAGCUCACUAAAAUAUAUGACAAGUGGCAGCUGAGUCAGGCUGUACGAUAUCAUAUUGUUGUUAUUAAAAUGUUCUUUUUCGCUGUUUUCUCUUACGCAGAUCCUCUCUCUCACACACUCCUCCUCUCCUCGCCCUCGCCUCAAGCCCUGUCCAUAGAUAACCCGUCUUUCUCUGACAACCCAACAUGCUCUUUGACCCCUGAUCAUGAGGAGCUCGUCACCAUGGAGUCAGUGGACUACCAACAUGAGGAGGUCUGCGAGGAGAUAGAAAAGGACCCUCUGUCUGAUAGUGGGUACAUCGAGUUACACUAUUAUGAAUCUCAGCAGUACCUGUUACUGCCAACUGAUACAGAAUUGGACCUGGAGACCGUAGAGAUCCUUCAGCUGGAUGCUGAAGCUCAAGAGGCUGCUGGGUCACUGCUGGACCUGGCAGGGGGAGGAUAUUAAUGUUUUAUCUCAUUGAAAAUCCUAACUAAAGAAACAUUUUGAUCAAUUGUGAGCCGAAAAAUCAACAAAAACUUGGACUUAUUUUCUGACGGCUUGAUAAGGAAGACAGACUAUGACAAUGUUUUUAAACGCAGCCGCUGCUCUCUGAGAUGCUGACACUGCCCUAUAGCUUGUGUUUCAUUUUUUGUAGUUUGGUUCAGGUAUAAAUAAUCUUUGUAAUGAACUAACAAGACUAUGGAUACAUCCCAAUUCUGAUGUAUUCAUGCACUUUCAAUGCAGAUUGGGAAUAACAAAUACUCAACAAAAUUAUGCUUUCAGACUAUAAGUAUUAAAAGACUGCAAACUCUAGUAAGCUUGUAGGAUCUCCACUGUGAUUUUUUUAAACAAGUUUCAGUCUCAGGGGUUGAAGUCCUGCCUCCAGUUCAGGUAGAAGUAAUGUUACCCAAUUAAAUUACUAUUUAUAACAUCAAAAACCUCAAGAAAUAAAAAAAGCUCUUUGGAGGCAAACUGAGCAGGAAACUGAACCACAUUCACAUUUGAUAUAUUUCUGUAUGAACAUGUCAACCAACCAAUUGUUUUUACUGAUCAUCUUUUCUUUUAAAAAAAUUCUAAGGAUACUUUAAUAGAGGUGAAACAUAUCAGACAAACCUUGGUUUAAUUUAUUGUUUCCUCCUAAACUCUGUAACUUCAGCAUAGUAUGAAAAUGCUUCCUUUCGUAAAGUAGUUUUGUAUGACACUAAAUAAAAAUGUUUAAUUUAUAAUUUAGCUGCAAUUGUACAUUGUAAGCAAAUGUGGGAAAGCACUUAGUUACAGUAAUGCUAGUACUUUCAAUUUUAUAUCUUGAUAUUUUAUAUUAACCAGCUUAAAUAUGAAAAUGAAUUUCCCUUCAGGAUCAAUAAAGUUCUCCUUAUCUUAUCCUGUGGAGUCCCUAAAUGUGUUAAAGUUUCCUGUGGACUUGAACACUGGCUUUAAUCUUGUAAACUAAGCUUGACAGUUCUUAUCAACAAAACAGUUUUAAAUCUAAUGUAAAAUGUAUUCACUGCCAUUUGAACAUCUUGUCAUUUCAGGGUACGAUUGUUGUCUACAUGUACAUCUUGUGCAUUGUUGAAAGUUGUUUUUGUAAUCUAACAAAUAAAAGUUUUCCCAUUUUAUGGUCA
Molecule: messenger RNA, 4858 nt
Organism: Xyrichtys novacula (pearly razorfish)
Lineage: Eukaryota; Metazoa; Chordata; Actinopteri; Labriformes; Labridae
Source: the annotation of a GenBank genome assembly